Molecule: messenger RNA, 3547 nt
Organism: Ctenocephalides felis (cat flea)
Lineage: Eukaryota; Metazoa; Arthropoda; Insecta; Siphonaptera; Pulicidae
Product: myosin-14-like
Exons: 15
Coding region: 107-3547 (1146 amino acids)
Biological process (GO): regulation of cell migration; actin cytoskeleton organization
Cellular component (GO): plasma membrane; cytoplasmic vesicle; bicellular tight junction
Source: RefSeq, a predicted model, not a curated record
UACAACUAUUUCCAAUGGGCAGAUGAAAACGAUUUGUGGUCGAUUAAUUAAUAAAUUGUGUUCCCACCCAUUAUGUUUUCAUAAUGGACUAGGAGCAUGAAUAUGUAUGAAUAAUCCAAAUAUAUUGGGUUUUAUUAUUUUUUUAUUGAUAUUAAUUUUGACUAUUUAUAUUUGCCAUAAAGUGAACUUAUCAAAAUUAGUGUCACGAGAAAAUAAUUUAGAAAUCAUGGGGUCCAUUAAACAACCUGGCAGGUUUAUGAAUACACAACAAAAUGCACAGAGGACAACAAAAGCUCAAGGUGGUUUUCCACAAAGCUUAUCUGGAAGUGAGACUGAUGUGUCCACAUCCAAUGAGAAUUUAUCACAUGAAGAGCGAUAUGUUAUCCGUCACACUGCACGUGUUGAACCACAAGGUCAAGAGACCUUGCAAAACCCAUCGCCAAGUCCCACUCAAAGCCCAGUGAUUAAUCGAUUGAAAUCACCAAAUCAAAAUGUACAAAGAAAAUUGGAAUCCAACAUACCGAGACCAUUUGAUAUGAGUAGAAAAAUGGAAAGUAAUUUACCAGUACGAAUAAAACAUGAUUCAAAUAUAUCGAAAAUAAAAGAGACUACAAUGCCAAGAAUCAUUGACAAUAAUCAGAAUUCGAGAAAUACCAAAGAACAAACAAAUUCAUUGAAUAGAAAAGAUUUGCAAAACAGGAAUUCAAUAGAAAACAGGAAUUCUAUAUCAGAAAUAGUGUGCUCUAAUAGGAAUAGUUUGAAAAAUGAUUCCAUAUCUAAUAGGAAUUCGUUAAAAGAAAGUGUUGGUUCAAAUCGUAGUUCUGUUGAUGUAUCAGCUUCUUCAUAUAAUACUUUGAUUAUUCACAAUCAGGAUGAAGGCUGGAAUACAAGACUGCCAAAUCAUCACAAUGCAGAAGCACCGCCUUAUAAUAAAAUUAAUAACUCAAAAAUAGUAUAUUCUCAUAAUAGUGAACAUCCGACCAUGCCAAAUAGACAUAGUUUUGAAACAAGGGGUUAUGAUGAACAAGGCAUGCAAGAAAUUACUGAUAUCCCAGAUGACUAUUUAAAUCAAUCUCAUGUUUUGAAGCAUUUGGCAAAAGAAGUGAAAACCCCAACUACUAACUCUCGGUCAAAUAGCCAUACACGUGACAGUGGUGUUUCUGAAAACAGUGAUAGUCUCCGAUCUAGAAAACUAUCUGAUGACCAAUUUACAGAUUGUGGUGAUAGAAAUGAUCUUAUGGAUGAACGAGUUCGAAUGGACAGUGGUUUUGGUAUGGAAAAAACACUUACCUCGGAAUAUGGAGAUUCAAUGCGUCCACCAGAAUAUCCACGAUGGAGGGAAGAAUCACCUACAAAUUCUAAAUUCAAGUCAACAAAUAUUCUUGAAAAAGUUUCUUUAUCAAGAUCACAGCCUGAAUUAUCAAAAUUGGAAGACAAAAAUGAUUUUGAUAACAAUCUGGAAAGUAGGCCAAAAACAAAAGGUUGUGAGGUGGAAGAAUGCGACAUUGAAGCUAUUGAAGCACUACUUAAUGAGAACUCACAAUUAAAAGCAGAAUUAACAUCUUGCUAUCAAAAGGUGGCUAAAAGUCAAAAGCUUGAGCAAGAAGUGCUGAAUAUUCAUCAAGCUCAUGAAGAAUUAGUUCAGUCGUGUGAGAGGAGAGAACGACUUGAAAGAGCAGCAAGGACAAGAUUGCAAGGAGAUUGCAGGAGGCUCAAUGAAUUAAAUCGAGCAUUAAGAGAUCAAGUGGAACUUUUGACUGCUCAACUUUUAACACCAAGUGAUUCUGGAGCUUCUUCAAUGCAAACGCAACCAUUGAGAAAUGAAAUAAAUCAACGGGAAGUUCUUAUAGCUCAAUUGAUUACACAAAAUAAAGAAUUGGUUGCUGCCAAAGAGCGGCAAGAAAUUGAGUUAGCUGCCCAACGUGCCACUUUGCAGGAACAAAGAACCCACAUUGAUAUCUUAGAUACAGCAUUGACAAAUGCGCAAGGCAAUGUUGUAAGACUAGAAGAAGAAUGCAGGAAGAAACAGAUGUAUGUUGAUAGAGUUGCCCAAUUGCAAAGGGCAUUAUCAAGCCUUCAGUUAGCAAGCGAUAGAAGAGAGCAGACUGAACGAAAACUUAGAUCGCAGUUAGAAAGUGAACUACGUAAAGAUGGUGCUACGGCAGCAGGAGAACAUGAAUUAAAACGACAAAUAAGGGAACGUGAUGAGAAAAUUAUGAGGUUGGAAGCUGAGUGUUCAAAAUGGGAACAGCGUUAUUUGGAAGAGAGUGCUUUGAGGCAAAGUGCUAUUGAUGCUGCAAGUAUACCUAAGGAUGCUAAAAUAGCAGCUUUAGAAAAAACAUCCCAAGAAACUGAAAAAAUUAUUGCAGAGGCAAGAAGUGAAAAUAUAAAACAAAUGGAUCAAGUACAUGCAGCUCAGAAAAGGGUGCAUGAUUUGGAAACCAGGACAAAAGAUUUAGAAUCAAAGUUAGCUGAAAGAGAUGCAAUGAUACGAGUAUUGCAAAAACACGUGCAAGCCGGACCAAAUUUAGUACAGCAUAUGACUUCCUAUGAACAAGAUAAGGCCAACUACUUAUCACCUCACCAUACUCCGCACGCUAGUUUACAUAACGACGAAAUUGUAUCCAGUGUUUUGACAACACAUUCUUCAAAUUAUGGUUCUACAAAUUCAUAUUCAUCAGACUCAUACAGAGUGCCAUCACCCUAUCAUCACGCAAAUCUGGGUGGAUAUUCAACAUAUGAUGCAUCUAGAAGAAGUCUAGAUGAUCAGCUUAAAGAAUUAGAUAAUCAACUACUAAGCAAGCGGGGCCUUUGCUGUUUUCCAGGAUUCUCUAAUUCAAGCACUACGCCGAGAAAGGGAAAAAUAUCCAAACCAUUAUUACCUGUCGUGAGAACUACUGGCUCGGUUUCAGAUUCGGGGCGGUACGGGUCUACGACGCUGAUAGCCGCUUAUGAGGCAGCGAGGUACGACAGUGAAAGGCCAGAAGAGAUAAUGCUACUUGAAAAACAAGGGAGGAGUUCGCAACAACAACGGAUGACCGCAGAUGAGACCAGCUCUGAAAAUUCGAUAGAGAAUUGUGAUCGUUCGAGGUCUGGCAGUUUGCCGCCCAGUUCUUUGCCGCGUCCGCCUAGAAUAACCAGGCAGCAGCAACAAACACCACCGAGGCGGACAGGAGAGUACGGAAGAUUCGGGGACAAAGAGCAAAAUAACCAAACAGAACACAGGCAGCAGCGCUCGCUUGCAUCACCCCCCAGACGAUGUUUGUAUGGACGUCUGCCUGAUGCAUCUACCACUCCUCCUCCUCAGGAAACUCCUCGUUUGCGCCGGGGGCUGCAAAGGUUUUGUGUAGGCGGCAAUGGUGGACAAACUGAACCUUAUAGAUGCAAGACUCCUCGGGAUUCUGGUUCUACUAUAAGCGAUCACUCUGCUUCGUCACUGCCGCCCUCGUCUUCGCGUUCCGGCACGCUCAAGCAAUCGCCGCCUCGUAGAAGCGGUUCUUUAACUCGCGAACCUGGGAUAACUUCAAAGUUUCGUUUGCAAUUUUAA